GGCUGGGCGGGGGGCCUGGGAACCCGGGGAUUCGAACAUGUCGCGGCCGAAGGGAGUGGCCGGCCGGGAUCCCCGGGCGGGCUUCCGAGCCGAGAGGCCGGGCGGCGGAGGCCCCGUCCCGCAGGGGCUGCUGAAGGCGGCGAGGAAGAGCGGCCAGUUGAAUCUGGCGGGCCGGAACCUCGGCGAAGUUCCCCCGUGUGUCUGGAGAAUCAACUUGGACGUCCCCGAGGAGGCCAAGCAGAACCUGUCCUUCAGCGCUGACGAGCGGUGGUGGGAGCAGACGGACCUGACCAAACUCAUCCUCUCCAGCAACAAGCUCCAGGCGCUCUCGGAGGACGUGCAGCUGCUGCCCGCGCUGACCGUGCUCGAUAUACAUGAUAAUCAGCUGACAACCCUUCCUUCUGCUAUCAGAGAGUUAGAAAAUCUUCAGAAACUUAAUGUCAGCCAUAAUAAACUGAAAGUACUUCCCGAAGAAAUUACGAGUCUGAGGAGCCUGAAGGGCCUGUAUCUGCAGCACAAUGAGCUGACUUGCCUGCCAGAGGGCUUUGACCAGCUGCACAGUUUGGAAGAUCUAGAUCUCUCGGACAAUCGUCUUACAGCUGUUCCUGCUAGUUUCUCUGCUCUGUGCAGUCUGGCGCGACUCAAUCUUUCCAGCAACCAGCUGAAGACCUUACCUGCAGAAAUAAGCAGAAUGAAAAGAUUAAAGCAUUUGGAUUGUAACUCAAAUCUCUUGGAAACUAUACCUCCUGAAUUGGCUAGUAUGGAGUCACUAGAAUUGCUUUAUUUGCGGAGGAAUAAACUACGGUCUCUACCAGAAUUUCCUUCUUGUAAGCUAUUAAAGGAGCUUCAUGUGGGUGAAAACCAGAUUGAAACGUUAGGGGCGGAGCAUCUUAAACACCUGAACUCUAUCCUGGUGCUAGACUUGCGGGAUAACAAGUUAAAGUCUCUUCCCGAUGAAAUUGCCCUCCUGCAGUCUUUGGAAAGGCUGGACCUAAGCAACAAUGAUAUUAGUGGUCUGCCCUACACAUUGGGAAAUCUUCAUUUGAAAUUCUUGGCACUUGAAGGAAAUCCUCUGAGAACCAUUCGAAGAGAAAUUAUAAAUAAGGGAACCCAAGAAGUUCUGAAAUAUCUGCGGAGUAAGAUCAUAGAUGACGGGCCUUGCCAAAGUGACUCUGGCACAGACACAGCCAUGACACUGCCCAGUGAGUCCAGAGUCAAUGUCCAUGCUAUCGUCACAUUAAAAUUACUAGACUACAGUGAUAAACAAGCAACUUCGAUUCCUGAUGAGGUGUUUGAUGCAGUAAAAAGCAAUGUUAUUACUUCUGUGAACUUCAGUAAGAAUCAGCUUUGUGACAUUCCCAAGAGGAUUGUAGAACUGAAGGAAACCGUUUCUGAUGUCAAUGUCGGUUUUAAUAAGCUUUCCCUCAUACCUCCAGAGUUGUGUAUGCUUCAGAAACUGACUUUUCUAGAUCUCAGGAAUAAUAUUUUAAGUUCGUUGCCUGAAGAAAUGGACUCGCUGAUACGAUUACAAACAAUCAAUCUUUCUUUUAAUAGGUUCAAAAUACUACCCGACGUUCUGUAUCGCCUCCCUGCACUGGAAACAAUUUUGAUCAGUAAUAAUCAGGUGGGAUCUGUGGACCCGCAAAAGAUGAAGGCGAUGGAGAAUCUGAUGACGUUGGACCUUCAGAACAACGACCUCCUACAAAUCCCCCCCGAGCUUGGCAAUUGUGUGAGCUUAAGGACGUUGCUCCUGGACGGAAACCCGUUCCGCGUCCCCCGGGCAGCCGUGCUGGUGAAGGGAACCGCCGCAGUGCUGGAGUACCUGCGGGACCGGAUCCCGACCUAGGGGCAGCACCUGGGCCAGGCUCAGGCUGGGGUGGUCUGCCUCGUGGUCGUCCUUCGCCUGCAGACACUCGUCUAAGGUGGAUGUUUACGCUGUGAUGCUGCACAGACUGUCCGUGUGUCUGUUCGAAUCCUGCACACGAUCCACCUCCCCCCCCGCCCCGCCCCCUGCUCUCCAUCCCGCGUACACAGCGGUGCCCUCUGCAGCGAAUUGGUAACUCGUGUCAAUUCGCACUUUUACGAUGACAGCGCCUUUUUUGGGAAAUGUUUUUAACUCCACCUCCGUUUGUGUAUGUAGAAUGGGAUCAGUUCACUUGAAUAUGACCAUCCAGUUUUGCCUUUUCAUUACUUGUAAAUUUGACUUGAAAUGGACUCAGUACUGUACUCUGCUGCUCAGACAGUGAGACUCUGGGCUGGAGAGAUACGAGGGGUCAGGACUCGCCCCGCCCCUGGCCAAGCGGGCUCAGUCCCCAGCACCGCGUGUAGCUCCCUGAGGACGGAAUCCAGCGUCAGCCCUGGGAACAGGCAGAUCUCGCCCAGCAUCAGUUAAUUAAUUAAUAAAAUGAAAAGUAAGCCUUUGCUUUAACCACGAAAGGACUUUCUUCUUAUGGUUAGUCUCCAUGUUUAUUUUUAGUUGGCAUUCUCUGCCUUGUUCCUAAUUCAAUUUAGCUGAAACAUUUCUAGCCUUUCCAUUAUGUCAUAUGAAAUAAUUUUAUUAUACUUUCUGAUACCACAAAAAUGCCUCGCAGAACACAGUUGGUGAAAACAAUAAAGUCUUGACUGCUUA
Messenger RNA from Sorex araneus (European shrew), 2629 nucleotides. RefSeq names its product leucine rich repeat containing 40 (gene LRRC40). The record is from RefSeq and is a predicted model, not a curated record. NCBI's taxonomy places the organism in Eukaryota, Metazoa, Chordata, Mammalia, Eulipotyphla, Soricidae. Bases 38 to 1846 code for a protein of 602 amino acids. Gene Ontology annotation, molecular function: protein binding. The transcript is spliced from 15 exons.